AUGACUGCGCGGCGAUGGCUGCAUAGAUUUGGCUCCGCUGCGCUAUAUUGUGCGGCAGCAUAUGCACUUCCCGCACCGGUGAGUGCUGUGUCAGAGCAGCGGCACCUGACGCGAGACGAGUUUGCGACGCAGUUGGAGGUCGCAAACUACAUCACCGUCGCCGCGCUCACGCUUUACGCGUGGGAGUAUCUGUGUACAUUCCCACGCGAACUGACCAUGUACCGCGCCAGCAUGAUUGUGCGCCCACAAGUAAUUCUCUUCCUCUUGAUCCGGUACAGUACCGUGCCGGCGGUCGUCGUGCCGUCGUACAGUCUCUGGAAACGGUUCACCGACUCGUCGCAGUGUAUCCCGCACGAGCAAGAGACCGUCGCUGUCGUGCAGUUUAUUGUCUCUGCGACGCUGUCAUGGCGCACGAUCGCGAUAUGGCGACGCAAGAUGUGGGUCGUUGUCUUUUUAAUCGCCUUUUCCCUCGCCGUGUUUGGCGCGAGUUUGGGCCUCUUGUAUUUUAGCGAAGACUCGCUCAUUCUUACCGGCUCGUGCCGGCCUGCGCCGAAAGAAGGGAAAGAUGGCGUGAACACCAUCCAGUGGUUCUAUCUAACCUGUCUUAUUUUUGACACCGUCACCCUCGGUCUCUCCUCCUACAAGCUCUGGGUCUACUCUGCGAUGGGCCGCGAGAUUAACAAACCCGUAUUUACAGAUCCAUUUGAACAGCACCGCUCCAUGCUGGAAAGCGAGCGCAAGCGGCGGGGGUCUGCCUCUGCCAUCGUCCACCGCGUCAAUUCCGCCGCGACACUGCCCUACCGUGCACUGCGCGACAUUUAUCUAUGGUGGGCUACGCUCACUCCUUUGCUUGCACGCCUGUUUGCAAACGGCCUCGUCUACUUUCUCGUUGCCACCGCGUUCAACGUCGCCAACUUUAUUCUCGAAGCGCUCAACUCCAUUCACAGCAAGAGUUUCCUCACCCUAUGGCCCGCGCUCAUGUGUGUCUUGUGCCAACGGAUGCUGCUCACCGAAUUCGACGCGGUAUGGACGCCGUACGAUCCAUACUUGGAACACCCAGGGCGCGAGCUCGUCGACCGCGUCGUGCCAAACAAGGCGGCGCCACGCGUCUCCGAGAUUGACCGCUUCCACAGCUUCGUCACCGCCCUUGAGCAGCGCCGCGACGAGCGCCAGGAGGGCUCCUGCGUCCAGUUUGCAAACCUCGAAAAGACAGACCCAGAAGCGGCACACCCGCCCGAGCGGGGGCCGCCGUCCGAGUUUGCUCCCAGCGACGUCUCGCCCUGCGGCAGCACUCGCAAUUCGCGCGCGCACGUUUUUCAGAUGGCCCACGUGCCUCCUUCACCACUCCCCGCGCUCUCCUCAGCGCAAGCACAGCUGGCUGUGCGCAUGGCAGGGCUACGCCCCCACGAUACCCAUCCUGUAGAUAUACCGUAA
Messenger RNA from Malassezia vespertilionis, 1434 nucleotides. RefSeq lists its product as uncharacterized. The transcript has a single exon. The coding region runs from base 1 to 1434 and encodes 477 amino acids. The record is from RefSeq and is a predicted model, not a curated record. NCBI's taxonomy places the organism in Eukaryota, Fungi, Basidiomycota, Malasseziomycetes, Malasseziales, Malasseziaceae.